Messenger RNA from Strongylus vulgaris, 336 nucleotides. The record is from the annotation of a GenBank genome assembly. NCBI's taxonomy places the organism in Eukaryota, Metazoa, Nematoda, Chromadorea, Rhabditida, Strongylidae.
AUGCGUUAUCGACAUUUUCAAGGUAAUUCAUAUUCGUCUGGUGCUUUGCCGUUUAUCGUCUGCUUUGAACGAGUCAUUCAUCACAACACCGUCGAACAGGCGAUGCAUGCUUGCUCUGCAUUUAUUCGUAGUCAAUACAGACAAAUCCGGUUGUGCUAUGAUGGAGAGCGAGGCAUACAACUGCAACGAAUAGCCGCUCAUAAGACCAUGAGCACAAAGCCGCACCCAAUUUUAGAGGUGCCAUAUCUGCUCAUCAACGAUUAUACGCCAUCAGUUGAUAACAAUAAUCUCAAUGUGAUGAUCCUCCCGCAGUUACUCAACAAAUGGUCUAAAUUA